Molecule: messenger RNA, 1419 nt
Organism: Physella acuta
Lineage: Eukaryota; Metazoa; Mollusca; Gastropoda; Physidae
Biological process (GO): glutathione catabolic process
Cellular component (GO): plasma membrane
Molecular function (GO): glutathione gamma-glutamate hydrolase
Source: RefSeq, a predicted model, not a curated record
AUGCCAGAGAAACUGCCCCGGGGAGGGCAACAGCUGGGAGACCAGAUGCGUCACUCACAGGUAGUGUUGGGUCACCCACAGGUAAGUGUUGGGUCACUCACAGGUAAGUGUUGGGUCACCCACAGGUGGGCUCAGUAUAGUGAAAUCAAAGGCUACUGGUACGCACAUCAAAAGUAUGGCAGGCUGCCGUGGUCAGAUUUGUUUGAACCAGCCAUCAAGAUGGCCGCUGAGGGAUUUCCUGUAACGCCUUCUUUGGGCACGGUUCUCCGUGAUCGGAACCAGACGAUAGCUGUAGAGCCAUCUUUAAGCGAGAUCUUCACGAACAAGAAAACUGGAAAGGUUUUUAAAGAAGGGGAGAUAAUGACGAGACCAAAGCUGGCUAAUACACUUCGAGUUAUCUCCCGUGAAGGGAUGACGGCUUUUUAUAAUGGAUCUUUGACGGAUGACAUUCUACAAGAUUUACAGGACAUAGGUUCCAUCAUAAGCCGAGAAGAUUUGAUGAAUUACCAGCCAUUGGAGAAGAAACCAGUGGAGAUAACUCUAAGCGGUAGUGUUAGAGUCUUUUCCCCUGGUGUCCCGAGUGGUGGGCCGAUGAUGGCUCUUAUUCUCAAUAACAUUCUCGCAGGUCUCCGACGGUUUGCCCACAACUUGACCGAGUCGUCCAGCGUUGCCGUUGUCCAGGACAUCAGCGUGGUGGACGGCGCCAUCUUGGCUUUGGCGAAUUACGUGGCUUUUGUGGCCGCGCAGCGCCAUAUUGCUCCAAGGGCGAUCUACGUCAUCGGCGAUCAACAUCCGGUUGGGGAAUUCUGGGAGUUGAUAGUGCGGGAUGUCCCUAACGUCAGGUUUGUUUACAGGGAGGCGCCGCUAGAGAUAUCAGGUUCUAGAAUCACAAUAAAACAGCACCACUCGGACAUUGUCCGGCUCCAGACCAUCUACAUGAACGGUGGGAUUUAUCUGGACACGGACAUGGUGGUUUUAAGGAGCUUAGAUGACCUGCUUGAUAACGACCUCACGAUGGGGAUGAUUGACCUUGAAACCGGGUUUGGCAACGCUUUUAUACUGGCUAAAAGACACAACCCGUUCAUUAAAGAGUGGUACGAAAAGUAUGGGAACUACAAUCAGAAACAUUGGGGAUAUAACUCGAUGCAGGUACCCCGCGACAUGUACUUGACUGACCCCAGCCGUGUGGUCAACGUGAGGGAGCAGGUGUACCAGCCCAACUGGAACCAGAUCAACUUGCUGGUCAACGCCAGCCACGUCUACGACUGGAGCCACAACUACGCCAUCCACCUGUGGAAGUACAGCGGCCAAAUACCGCUUAGGACGGACGCCAUUCUGGUGAACAACUCAACUGUUGGCCAGAUUUUUAGAUAUAUUCUCUACGGGGAUCCGAAAGUGAGGAAAAAACCUGAUGUCUAA